Molecule: messenger RNA, 1308 nt
Organism: Monoraphidium neglectum
Lineage: Eukaryota; Viridiplantae; Chlorophyta; Chlorophyceae; Sphaeropleales; Selenastraceae
Exons: 11
Coding region: 1-1308 (435 amino acids)
Source: RefSeq, a predicted model, not a curated record
AUGGAUGUCUCUAUUCUUGGCAGCACAGUCGCGCGCUACCUGCCGCUCGGCACAUGGCUCGGCCGGCCCCUGGACCUGCUGUACUCCAGGCUUGGUGGCCUGAACGGUUCGCUCUUCUUUCACAAGGGCUGGGGCGACCUAGGGUGCGUCAACCUGCGUGAUGAUUUGGAAGUCAUUUCAACCUGGCCACCACCUCAGCCGCUGGGGUUGGAGUGGAGGCUGCUGGAGCGCAGCAGCUGGCGGGGCAUCCCAUUCCGCCACUUUGAGGGCACGUUCAGAACACCUUGCGUUGAGCGUGUUUACAACGCGCUGCCGCCUGAGAGCCGCCAGGGCAGGGUGCAGCUGCUGAUCCCAGACGGCUACAGCGCAGGUGUGCUGCACCUUGCGGCCACAGGCGAUCAGGGCUGGGGCAGGCGCCUGCGGCUGGGCUGGCCCAUGAUGCAGCAGGGCGUGGCAACAAUGGUGCUGGAGUCACCUUUCUACGGGGCGAGGCGCCCUUGCGAACAGCGAGGCGCAAAGCUGCGGCAUGUUUCUGACCUGCUGACUCUAGGGUGGGCAACCAUCAUCGAGAGCCUGCACCUGCUGUACUGGCUGGGGGAAGAGGGCUGCAGUGCCAAAGGGCUCUACCCCCUGGACGAUCUUUCCGUCGUGCCGCUGCUGGCCCCCAGGUCUGCCGCGGUCGCAUACUGCGAUGGUGCCAUGCGGCCGCUGAUGGCAUGGGAGGCCCUGGAGGUCAAUGCGGAGCGCGUCGCCGCCAUCGUGCAGUCGGCGGCGCAGGCCGUGUCGCACUUGCGGGAGGCCUCAUAUGCACUGGAGGCGCUGGAGGACGUGCGAGCGGCGCAGCAGCGGUCGUUAGCCAGCAGCGGCGAGGAACACGCAGACAAGCAGCAGCAGCAGCAGCAGCAGCAGCAGCUGCUGCGCGAGGGGCAAGCCGAUGCUGCUCUGGGCGGGGCCGCAUCGGACCGCGUCAAAGCGGCGCUGGUGGAUCUGCUGCUGUCGCAGCGCCAAGGGCACCGAGAACAGCAGCGCGCAUUUGACCACCUGCGCAUGGUGCUGGAGACAUACACCGAUGUCAACCGGUACCCCAGGCCACGCAGGCCGGAUGCCGCCGUUAUUGUUGCAGCAGAAAGCGAUGCCUACGUGAGCACAGAGUCCGUGCGGCAGCUACACCACUACUGGGAGGGCUCCGAGCUGCGGCUUGUCAGCGGCGGCCAUGUGAGCGCCUACCUUCUGCACCAGAGCAGCUUCAGGCAGGCUGUGCUCGACUCGCUACAGCGGCUAGGAACCCCAGGCCACCCGCAGCGAUAA